ACCCUCGAACAUGGCCGGAAUUCGAUUAGCUCCGGAAGACUCCGACGUCUCGCACGCUCGAGCUCUGACCACCGCCGACCUAAUCUCCGACGACGACCGCUCCGUGGCGGCGGAUUCAUGGUCCAUUAAGAGCGACUACGGCAGCACUUUGGACGACGAGCAGCGACACGCUGACGCCGCCGAAGCUCUCUCCGCUGUCCCCCACCGGGCUGCCUCCGAUUACAGUUCUGACAAGGAGGAGCCAGAUGCUGAAGCAGUUACAUCAAUGUUGGGUUUCCAGAAUUAUUGGGAUUCAACAUAUGCCAAUGAAUUGGCAAAUUAUCGUGAGCAUGGCCAUGCUGGUGAAGUUUGGUUUGGGGCUGAUGUCAUGGAGACUGUUGCUUCUUGGACCAAAAGCUUGUGUACUGACAAUUCUCAAGGCCAUCUGGUGAAUCAUGUUGGCAAUGAAAAAUGUGGGCUUGUUGGGGAGAGUGAUAAAGAUUUUUCCACUUGGAGUGUACUUGACAUCGGCACUGGCAAUGGUCUUUUUUUACAGGAGCUUGCAAAGCAGGGGUUCUCUGAUCUCACUGGAACUGAUUACAGUGAAGGAGCAAUUGACCUAGCUCGAAGCCUUUCUGAUCGUGGCGGAUUCACCUACAUUAAGUUUUUGGUUGAUGACGUUCUAGAAACAAAGUUAGAAAGGAAGUACCAACUUGUCAUGGAUAAAGGGACUCUAGAUGCCAUUGGUCUGCAUCCUGAUGGUCCGAUCAAAAGGAUCAUGUAUUGGGAUUCAGUCUCAAGGUUGGUAGCAUCUGGUGGAAUAUUGGUGAUUACAUCGUGUAAUAGUACGAAAGAUGAAUUGGUGCAAGAAGUGAAUUAUUACAACCGCAGAAGAAUUGGUGCCUCCCAAGAAGCUGGAACUCGGGAGGACCAAACAACCAAUGGAGAUUCUCCUCCGUUCCGCUACCUCGAUCACGUCCGUUCGUACCCAACAUUCAUGUUUGGAGGAUCCGUAGGAUCACGUGUUGCUACCGUUGCAUUUCUGAGGAACUGAAAUAACUUUCCAUUGUGGUAGUUCUUUUAGGUCAUUUCAGUGGAUGGUUUGAGUUUUUAUCUCUGCCCCUAGGUGUGGUCAAUCAAGUUGAAAAUACUGACAACAGAAAAUGGUUUACCGAUGCAUGUGGGGAAGGUGCGAAUUCUAAUUUACUGGUUAUAGUUUGCUGCGGCCUGCGAGGGCUAACUGUUAAUGAACGAAAGACUGCUGGAUGGCAAUUUCUCUCUUUGUAAAGCUGACCUUUAUUUAGGACUUGAUUUCCUUGCCCCAAA
Messenger RNA from Rhododendron vialii, 1305 nucleotides. RefSeq lists its product as uncharacterized. Gene Ontology annotation, molecular function: protein-lysine N-methyltransferase activity. NCBI's taxonomy places the organism in Eukaryota, Viridiplantae, Streptophyta, Magnoliopsida, Ericales, Ericaceae. Gene Ontology annotation, cellular component: cytoplasm. The transcript has 7 exons. Bases 11 to 1033 code for a protein of 340 amino acids. Gene Ontology annotation, biological process: peptidyl-lysine monomethylation; peptidyl-lysine dimethylation. The record is from RefSeq and is a predicted model, not a curated record.